UAUAUAUAUGUGUGUGUUCUAGUGAGCUGCUUUUCAUUCUGCGCUUAACUCGUCUUGUGGAUUAUUCAAGCUGCUGGAAACUACAAUAGAGCCAACAAUGGCAGGUGGAACCUGUGAGAUAAGCAGCAUCUUCAACAACUACGUCAAUACUUUAUACCCAACGAUGCCCGCACAACUGGAGGCAACCAACACUGUGCCAAGUCAGGAUACAGACAAAUUCCUCACCUUUGCUACCCCAGAGCCAAGCAAUGAACUUACAGAGCCAUUUAGGUUGGAUCAGGAUUUACCAGAAACGUGGUCCCAACAGCAGGUGUUGAACUGGAUCAGUUACCAUGUGGAAAGGUACAAGUGGGAUGCCUGUACAAUGGAUCUGACCCAAUGUGAGAUGGAUGGAAAACAACUUUGUCAACUAAGCAGAGAAGAAAUGAACACUAUGUUUGGAGGACUUGGCGACAAACUCUAUGAACACCUUUGCCAGUUGAAGGAAUGGCAAGUUCCUGAACUCAACGGUGAUUAUGAUAUCAAGUGGUAUUUUCCAGAGUUUGACUUGGACCUGAUCCACGAUAUUCUCAGAAAUGAACACAAUUUCAAGAAGGAAUCAGACCCUGGGUAUUAUACUGAUCACAUGUCUUCUGACAGUUUAUUGUCCAUUCCAUCAGCAGCUGAGUCACGCAGUCCACAUGCUGGAGAUUCUGCCGGCAGUGACCUUGAAGCAGAAGUAAAGGAUCACACAGGCAGAGAUGAUUCUCCAAGUUAUAUCAAAACUGAUGGAGGCCCUAAUAAACGUAGGAGGGGGAGACCACGGAAGUUGAAUUCAGACUGCCGUGAUAUUUUAGAGACCAAGAAAAGCAAGCACUCUGCACGUGGGACUCAUCUAUGGGAAUUUAUUCGGGAUAUCUUGCUGCAUCCAGAUUCGAAUCAGGGUCUUCUCAAGUGGGAGGACAGAUCUGAAGGGGUCUUCAAAUUCCUUCGCUCUGAGGCAGUAGCUCAGCUGUGGGGACAGAAGAAGAAAAAUGCCAACAUGACAUAUGAGAAGCUGAGUCGUGCUAUGAGAUAUUACUACAAGAGGGAGAUCCUGGAACGUGUAGAUGGACGCAGAUUGGUGUAUAAAUUUGGAAAGAACUCUAGUGGGUGGAGGUUGGAAGAUAAAGGACUAUUGUGAGUUAAGCUAACUGAAUAAGUCACCAGCUCACUCAAAGUGCAUCGUCUCCUUUUGAGACCUUCCUGGGUGCUUUGUAUACUGUAUGUCAGACUCCAACCUUUUUUGAAGGACAAUUAUGUAGCACCAUUUUUACGGUGUAACUUAAGCUGAUAUUUUAGCAUCAGUAGGUUGUUGUAAACCAGUUUUAAUAUGCUUAUAAUUUUUAACCCUUUUUAAAUAUAAUUUGUUUUGUGUGUUGUACAUUAAGAUUUGCAAUCGGGGAUACAGAAUGUGAUGUGAAAGUUAAAAAGCAUGGUACAAAAAUAACAUUUCAUCCUAAAGAAUACAAUUUUUGAUGCCAGAAAUC
Molecule: messenger RNA, 1508 nt
Organism: Spea bombifrons (plains spadefoot toad)
Lineage: Eukaryota; Metazoa; Chordata; Amphibia; Anura; Pelobatidae
Gene: ELF3
Product: E74 like ETS transcription factor 3
Exons: 10
Coding region: 98-1162 (354 amino acids)
Biological process (GO): regulation of transcription by RNA polymerase II; cell differentiation
Cellular component (GO): nucleus
Molecular function (GO): DNA-binding transcription factor activity, RNA polymerase II-specific; sequence-specific DNA binding
Source: RefSeq, a predicted model, not a curated record